CCGAGCAGUGACUUCACCUGCCGGCUGCCGCUUCCUCCUCCUCCGUCCCGAUCUGGCUCCUUCCUUCUCUAUGAGCAGGCGAUGGAUGUUCAGGUCGAGGCUCUUGGAGUACACACGGAGGAAAGCAUCGCCACCGCGACAUUCCGGCUGCUUCCACACCAUUGGGGUUGCCAUGCUGGGCCCCUGUGAGUGCUUGGCGGCGGUGGCUUUGGCCGCACACGUCCCCGUCCCCUGGCUUGGCGGCGGUUAUGUUGCGCUGCGAUGGCCGGGUGGCUGCGCCGUGCCGCCGCCGGGGGCUGCUUCGUGCUGGGCCGCUGCAGCCCAUUCGUCGGUGCGGGGCCUGCGUUCAUGGACUUUGCCGGUCUCGUCGUUAGCUUGUCCGCCAAGUUUUGCAGGUAACCACGAUUCCAUUGUCCCUAUCGAUGGAGAAGGUCGACUGGACAGGAGCAUGGGUCGACGCGAGACGGUGGUGGACAUGGCGCAUCCCUUCGAUGACACCAGCAGACACGGCCAGAUUUGUGGCCAGAAAAGCCAUGGCGAUGAACUCCGCUUGACGUCCCGCGAGCGCUGGGCGACGCUUGAUGCGGUGACUGCAGAUUGUAGAGCAGGGGGACAGUAGUAGGCCAGAUCUACAAAAAAAAAUCUAUAAUUUUAAGUUUUUUGUUGUGUAUUUCUUCUUUUUGAUUAAAAAAAUGUUAUUUAUUUGGUAUGUUUAUGCAAUUUCCAUUUUUAUUUA
Messenger RNA from Triticum dicoccoides, 736 nucleotides. RefSeq lists its product as uncharacterized. The transcript has 3 exons. NCBI's taxonomy places the organism in Eukaryota, Viridiplantae, Streptophyta, Magnoliopsida, Poales, Poaceae. The record is from RefSeq and is a predicted model, not a curated record. The coding region runs from base 71 to 619 and encodes 182 amino acids.